GACAUGAUCAACCCCCAUGGCCCCAUCGUACCCUCGUCGGCGUGCUUGCGCUUCCUGCGUAGUGUGCUCGAAGGACCUGCGGUGUAUGCGAACACGACGCCCAGCACACCCGGUUGCCGCCGUCGACUGCGAUACCUCUCCUCGACACCGGCACCCCCGUGGACAUUGGCCUUGACGUCCACGACACGGACACGGCCGCGGCAAUGUUCCCCGCCUACAGCGAUAUCUUCGCAGGCCCCCGCUGCGCACGGGAGCACUGCCAGAGCACAUGCGCGCGCGUUGCACUCGCAGCCAUGCCUGCGCCAGGAAACGUUCUGGCGCCGGCUGCGGCAGUCUCGCAGUGCCUCCAAGCCUGCUGCGAACGACCAUCUCCCGCCGUUGGCAGGCUUUCUCGACGACAAUGCGGGCCUGGGUGGCCGUAUCAUCAAGCCCAGCAACGAACUGAAGCUGCGCUGCACCGAGUUUGACGAGAAUGGCAAUGUCACGCUCGUGAAUGGCGAGUUCCGCAAGAGCGAGCUCAUCCAAAAGUACUCGCUGCUGCCACGCGACCUACGCAAGAUUGACAGCAGCGUGCUGCCGCAUAUCCUGGUGCGCCCUUCGGCCAUCCUGAUCAACCUGCUGCAUCUGCGCUGUCUGAUCAAGCACAACCGCGUUCUGGUCUUCGACGUCUAUGGGUCCACCGACUCGUAUGCGCAAAGCUUGUUCAUGUACGAUUUGGAAGGCAAAUUGCGGCAGAGGCAGACGACGAGUACUGCGGGGAACCUGCCCUACGAGUUCCGCGCGCUCGAAGCGGUCCUCAUCAGUGUGACGGGUGGCCUCGAGAGCGAGUUUGAGACGGUGCGAGAGCCGGUGGUGCGCGUGCUCCGUGAACUGGAGGAGGACAUUGAUCGAGACAAGCUACGGCACUUGCUCAUCUACUCGAAGAAGCUGGGGACGUUUGAACAGAAAGCGCGUCUGGUGCGAGAUGCCAUCGACGACUUGCUGGAAGCAGACGAUGACCUGGCAGCCAUGUAUCUCACGGAGAAGGCAGCGGGAACGGAGCGAGCAGACGACAACCAUGAAGAAGUCGAACUACUGCUCGAGUCUUAUCACAAAGUGGCCGAUGAGAUCGUGCAGGUCUCAUCCAACAUCGUCAGCGCGAUCCGCAACACGGAGGAGAUUGUCCGCGCCAUUCUCGACGCCAAUCGCAACAGCCUCAUGCUCCUGGACCUUAAAUUCAGCAUCGGCACGCUAGGAAUCAGCGCGGGAAUGUUCAUUGCUGCAUUGUACGGCAUGAAUCUGGAGAACUUCAUUGAAGAGUCGAACCUUGGUUUCUUUGGUGUGACUGCAGCGUCGACUAUGCUAUCGAUUGCCGCCUGCUGGUGGGGCCUGAAAAAGCUGCGCAAGGUACAGAGGUUGUCCAUGUGGGGCGAGGGCAAGAGGAGAAACUUGAGGAGCUCGCGAGGUAGAUGGAGCGAGGUUGAUGCUGCGGCGGACCCGUCUACAGGAAAGCCACUCGCAGGAGACGUGGCUGGCAUCAAGAAGGCCGAAGGACCCCGACUAUGGCAGAGUGCCCAGCAUGAGCACGACAGGACGAUGCAUGGCCACACCAAGUCGUCCAAUCGUUCGCUGGCCUUGAGAAUGCCGAAAUGAGGCGUGUGACAUAUUUGCUCUCGUCGACUGAUUGUAUGUUUAUUGUGCUGGGUCUAGCGAGGCGUUCAGGCAGGUCGACAUUGUCGUCGUGGGCAUACUCUUAUCUCAACCUUGUACAGGAUAGAUGCUCUCGGACACAGAACCAUGGAGCGUAGGAUAGGGUAGGAUUGUUUAUACCAUCAUCCAUGUCUGGC
Messenger RNA from Sphaerulina musiva SO2202, 1826 nucleotides. RefSeq names its product cora-domain-containing protein. The record is from RefSeq and is a predicted model, not a curated record. Gene Ontology annotation, biological process: mitochondrial magnesium ion transmembrane transport. Gene Ontology annotation, molecular function: magnesium ion transmembrane transporter activity. The coding region runs from base 4 to 1632 and encodes 542 amino acids. The transcript has a single exon. Gene Ontology annotation, cellular component: mitochondrial inner membrane. NCBI's taxonomy places the organism in Eukaryota, Fungi, Ascomycota, Dothideomycetes, Mycosphaerellales, Mycosphaerellaceae.